CCUAUCUCCGAGGCCGGUCCGCGGAGGCGACGGGGUUUCCCGAGGAGGAAUAGCGCCGGUGCAGAAACGCCGUGGAAUCUCUUCCCCCCCAAUUAAUCAAUCGCCGCGGUCUAUCAAUCUUUCAUCACAUCACUUACACCUUCUCUCUCUCUCUCUCUCCUCUCCUCCCACCUGUUCACCACCACCACCACACCACAUCACAUCACAUCAAGGAUACCUCUCAACUCUUUCUAAUUUCUUUUCCUCACACACACACACACACACACAUCAUGUUCCGUCGUCUCGUAACGGUCGCUCCUCGCGCAGGCAGCGUCCUCGCCUCUCCUCGCAUCGUCGCCCCGGCCGUCUCCGGCCUGCAGUCCCAGACCCAGUCCAUCCUGCGCUCAUCUGCUCCCCAGCGGAGGGGAUACCACGAGAAAGAUAUGUCCCCCGAUCCCCUUCUAUUGUUUUUUUAUCAGCGAGGAAAAUACUGACAACAAUGCACUGCUGGACCACUACUCCAACCCACGUAGGUAGCUCCCAACACCAUCACCAUCACCCCAAACGUCAUCACCAGCGAACGGAAAAAACCACCCAACUCGCGCAUCCCACCCCCAUACCCC
Aspergillus heteromorphus CBS 117.55 is the source of this 602-nucleotide messenger RNA. RefSeq lists its product as uncharacterized. The coding region runs from base 270 to 473 and encodes 67 amino acids. The transcript has a single exon. The record is from RefSeq and is a predicted model, not a curated record. NCBI's taxonomy places the organism in Eukaryota, Fungi, Ascomycota, Eurotiomycetes, Eurotiales, Aspergillaceae.